Molecule: messenger RNA, 4556 nt
Organism: Phascolarctos cinereus (koala)
Lineage: Eukaryota; Metazoa; Chordata; Mammalia; Diprotodontia; Phascolarctidae
Gene: ALX4
Product: ALX homeobox 4
Biological process (GO): regulation of transcription by RNA polymerase II
Molecular function (GO): DNA-binding transcription activator activity, RNA polymerase II-specific; RNA polymerase II transcription regulatory region sequence-specific DNA binding
Source: RefSeq, a predicted model, not a curated record
CCCCCUCCCCUCGGCUCUGUCCCUCCCACUCCAGGCAUGAAUGCUGAGACGUGCGUCUCUUACUGCGACUCGCCCGCGGCCGCGAUGGACGCCUACUACAGCCCGGUCUCCUCGCAGAGCCGCGAGAGCUCGCCUUCUUUUCGGGCAUUCCCGGCGGCUGACAAGUUCAGCACCGCGUUCCUGGCGGCCAAGGGCCAGAGCUACGGUGAGGCCAAGUGCCGGGGCCGCUACACCCCUCAGCAGCAGCAGCCUCCGCCGCCGCCGCAGCCCCAGCAGCAGGACGCGACUGCGCCCCUGGAGAGCAGCUCGGCCCAGGCGCAAAGCGGAGCCGGGCCGCGGGGCUCCUUCAGCAAGUAUCCGCCGCCCCAGACGCCCCAGCCCCAGCCUCCACCGCAUCUCUACCUGCAAAGGGGAUCUUGCAAAACGCCCCCGGACAGCAGCCUUAAGCUCCCAGAGGGCAGCGGAGGUCACAACGGACCCCUGCAGGUUUCCUGCUACGCCAAAGAAAGUUCCUUGGGAGAAACUGAGAUAGCACCCAACUCUGACCCAGUGGGGAUGGACAGCAACUACCUCGGCGUGAAGGAGGCUGGGGUGAAGGGCUCCCAGGACAGGGCUGGCACAGACCUACCCAGCCCCAUGGAAAAGGUCGACUCAGAAAGCAACAAAGGGAAAAAGAGACGGAACCGUACUACCUUCACCAGCUACCAGCUGGAAGAGCUGGAGAAGGUCUUCCAGAAGACCCACUACCCAGAUGUCUAUGCCCGAGAGCAGCUGGCCAUGAGGACGGACCUCACCGAGGCUCGGGUGCAGGUCUGGUUCCAGAACCGACGGGCAAAAUGGAGGAAGCGGGAGAGGUUUGGGCAGAUACAGCAGGUUCGAACUCACUUCUCUACAGCUUAUGAGCUGCCUCUCCUUACCAGAGCAGAGAACUACGCCCAGAUCCAGAACCCAUCUUGGAUUGGUAACAAUGGAGCAGCUUCUCCUGUCCCAGCCUGCGUGGUACCCUGUGAUCCAGUACCCACCUGCAUGUCUCCUCAUGCCCAUCCUCCUGGUGCCAGUGCUGGUGUCUCUGACUUCCUGAGUGUCUCCGGGGCCAGCAGCCACGUGGGCCAGACACACAUGGGCAGCCUGUUUGGGGCCACAGGCCUCAGCCCUGGCCUCAAUGCUUAUGAGCUCAACAGUGAACCUGACCGGAAGACCUCCAGCAUCGCGGCCCUGCGGAUGAAGGCCAAAGAGCACAGUGCUGCCAUUUCUUGGGCCACAUGACAGGGCCCCUCAUGCUUUCCCCCUACCCCCUUCCCCUGCCUCGGGGCAUUGGCCAAGCCCCUGGUCCCCAGGCCAACUGCCUAUUCGACUCUCCUCAUUGCCCAAGGUCCUGGGAGCCAGGGUAGUUUCAGGAAGUUGAGAGAGCACUUUUAGCUGCCCAAGGUCUGGGCUGAUUGAGUCCUCAUGGACUUCCUGAUGGGCAAGGGAACAGGCCUGGCCUCCCCUCGCUCUGAGGCUCUUGUCCCACCCACUCUGGGUAAAAAAGGCAGUAGAAAAAGUCCUGUUGUCAAAUUCUGAAGCUUUUCGUCCAUUGGAAAGGGAGCCAUCUCUCCACAUCCUGAGCCCCAAUUCCCUCCAGCCAGAUUCCCGUCCAGACAGGGCCUGACCCUGGAGUGGAGAACAUCCCUCAUUGUGACCCAUCUCUUUCUGUAGCAUGAGUACCUUCUUCUGGAAUCUCCUAAUGAAAUGGUUCCUAUGCACCAAGGAGACAUUUCCCAUCCACUCCUCCAUUUCCCUCUCUCUCCGUGAAAUAACACAAGUGCCUGCCUCUGAAACCCAGGGUUGCCUGCCUCUCUCUGCUGCUGUCCCAUUUGCCAAAACCCAGACUGGGUACUUGACUGAGACUCCCCUAAACUGGAUGCCCAUUGGGAAGGAGGAACUGAUAGCCUUUGUGGUUGGUUUUUUUCUUUUUUUGGGGGGGAGGGUUAGGAAUCACAAGAAGAGCCAGCCUUAGGACUGAUGGUAUGCAGAUUGGGUCAGGGAGAACAGAAGGUUGUGAUGGAGGCUGGGACCGAAGGAUGGGCAGAUAGCCAGGGAGACAGUCUCCCAUCUUCCUCCUGUCCAAGAGACUGAGUGCUAAGAAUCAAAGGGGGCUAAAGUGGGGAAAGAGAAAGACCAGACUCAGGGGAUGGGUGAAGAGAAAAGAGUGAUCUCCUUCAGGGCUAGACUGCUCAUAUCACUGAAUCCAAAAGGAAAGAACCCCAGUAAGGAAGAGCAAUCUGUUGCGUGUGGAGGGAGUCCUCAGCACAGUAACAGGCUGGUACCAAGAGUGCAAAGCACAGAGAUGGGAGGUGAGCCCUGGAGAAGAGCAAGGGACAGGCAGAGGGAAGCUGGAUCCUCUUCAUCCUCAUUUCCCAACCUGCCCUAACCCACAAGUUUGGGAGACAGGUGGGGAAUGGAGCAGAAUCUGAAGUUACCUCUGAUGCUUAGUCAACUGAGGCAGCUAGGGCUAGAUUCUCUAGAGGUGCCACAGACUCUAUAGUGCUCUAGGUCCCCAGGGGAGAUAGGCUAGCAAACUAGGAGGAAAGCUUUAUACUCUCUUCCUGCUUGGGAGGGUGGGGGUGGGAGGAGGAGGUACUUUGGAAUGGAACCACCAGAGGUCAUCAGGUUCCUCCUCUGCCUCCAGGCAGUGCUGCACACCAACUAUCUCAGAUCGAUUCCAUUCUUUUUCCGUUCGCAGUCUUCCAACAGCUCAUAACUUAUUCUGCCAGGACGUCCUUUCAUCUAGCCCCAAUACUUUCCAUAAAAGUCGAAAUUCACACUCUCCUGACCCCAGAUAAAAUAGUUAUUAUCGUCAUAACAGCCCUUCCCAUAUUUGAAAACCUUUCAAUGAGUUCCUCCUCAGCCUUCUCUUCUUGGGUAGAAAGAACCCCCUAACCGUUUAGCCUUUCCUUAGACAUCUCAUAGAAGGAAUCAAAUGUUUCUGGCUAAGGGAGUGGCUCCUGAUUCUACCCGACUCUCUGUGCAAUGCCACUUGCCCAGUGGCUGGAUCCUGUGCAAUGUGAUGCCAGGGACCCUUGGGAGCUAGACAGAGUGACUGCUUGUUUCUGUGAAUGGUUCCUUUUCCACCCAGGGGUUAGAUAUAGAUAGAGUAGAUAUAGACUAUCAUCAUGAAAACCUGCCAGCCUACUGGUCCAGUUCUAAUCCCCACCAAGAUCUGCAGCUCUAGCCAUACUAACAAGAGUCUCCUCCCCAGUGCUGGUUCCCCUAACAUGAGUCCAAAACCCUUACUCCUAUGCUGACUAGUCUGGAGUGGGGUCCACACUGGCUGCUCUCUUUGUGUUUCAUUCAUGCCAACAAACAUGCAUUAUUGCCUAUCUAGUAUAAGAUACCCACAGUAAGGGAACUCAGAGGCCAUCCCUUUUUAACCCACUCAUUUUUACAGAUGAAGAGAGUCCCAGGAGGUGAAGUUACUUGUCCACACAGGUAGCAAUUCUCAAGUUGGAUUUGAACACACAACCUCAGCCUCCAGAGCCGAUACUCUUUCCAAGGGUAAGGCUUGGUGGGGGAAGAGGUACCACAGAGGCUUAGCUCUCAAGGAGUUGGUGAAUAUUGGAGUGGUGUGAGGAGAGAACAAAUGCACUAUUAUCACAAUACAAAGGAGGGUGAGAUCAGUGCAAAGGAAGAAAUUGGGGACAAAGCGACUUAAGGUAUUUGAGAAAGGAGACAUCACUUUCAUGGGUCGGGGGUGGGGAACAAGGCAGAAAAAACUUUCUGGAGGAUUAGCAUCUGAGUUGGACUUUGAAGGAAGAGAGAGAGAGAGAGAGACCUUAAUAGACAGAGGUGAAUGUAUUGAGACAGGAGAGGGCAGGAUGGCUGGAAUGUAGCAUAUAUAGAGGAGAAUAGUUUGAGAUAAAGGCUCUCUUGGGGAAACUGAGCCCCUCUCACCCUUUGGAAUACUGCUCCCUGCCUCAGUUCUAGACACUGGAAUGUUGCCUCUCUCUCCUUGCCUGGUCUCCUAAGUCUUCUUCUCAGGUGAGGAUCAGGAAUGGCUCUGAGGCAGAGGGGUGGUCAUCAUAGAAGAAGGAAAUUAUGACCCUGAUCUUACCCAAGGAAUAUUCAUUGAAAAGCCCCACAAAUGGUACUCACUGCCCUGCUCUUCCCCCACCACCCCCAACCUCAGCUGCUUUGAGGUUCAGAUCCUCCCACAUGAGAUUGUAGAUCUAGAGUUAGGCACCUCAGAGUCCACUUUCCACCCCAUUUUACAGAUGAGGAAAUGAGGCCCAUGGAAGUUGAGACUUGGCCAAGGUCACACAGGUAAUAAGAGCCAGAGGUGAGAUUAGAAUUCAGACCCUCUGACUCCAAAUUAAGCACUCACGCUACCUGUGAAAAAUUCCUCAGGAACCCAGGUGAGAGGAGACCCAUUGCUCUUACUCCUCCCAGCAGGGGACUGUGUGCCUGAGGAUCUCCAUGGAUGAAUGGGGAAUCUGGGUACGAUGAGAUGAAGGGAUUCACCCAAGAUUACUCCCCAAAGGCAAAACGGAGACGAGCCCUCUGGUCUCACCUUUUGU